Messenger RNA from Bombina bombina (fire-bellied toad), 1930 nucleotides. RefSeq names its product RNA binding protein with serine rich domain 1 (gene RNPS1). The record is from RefSeq and is a predicted model, not a curated record. Gene Ontology annotation, biological process: mRNA splicing, via spliceosome. The coding region runs from base 43 to 969 and encodes 308 amino acids. The transcript has 7 exons. Lineage: Eukaryota; Metazoa; Chordata; Amphibia; Anura; Bombinatoridae. Gene Ontology annotation, molecular function: RNA binding. Gene Ontology annotation, cellular component: nucleoplasm; ASAP complex; cytoplasm.
ACGUCACCGACAAAGCGACAAAGGUUUCUUCCAGGCUUCAGGAUGGCGGCCUCACGUCAGAGUGAGCGCGACGGGUUGUCUGAGCUGAGGAGAGAGCGGCAGCGAAAGGCCGGGAAAAUGGCUCCAUCUCCCACUAAACGUAAGGAGCGAUCAGAGGACAGAAAUAAAGAUCGGACCAAGGAAAAGGCUCCGACUAAAGAAGCUGGGGAGAAGGAUCGUGGGCGUGACAAGACUAGGAAGAGACGAAGCGCUUCAAGUGGCAGCAGUAGUAGCAGCUCCCGCUCUAGCUCUUCCUCUAGUUCCUCUUCUGGCUCAAGCUCCGGUUCUAGUUCAGGAUCCAGUUCGUCCUCUGCGUCCAGCCGCUCGGGAAGCUCCAGCUCAUCACGCAGCUCCAGCUCCAGCAGCUCCUCUGGAUCUCCCAGCCCUUCAAGACGUCGCCAUGACAACAGGAGACGUUCUCGAUCUAAAUCCAAGCAACCAAAGCGUGAUGAGAAGGAAAGGAAGAGAAGAAGCCCAAGCCCCAGACCUACGAAAGUGCACAUUGGGAGGCUAACUAGGAAUGUCACCAAGGAUCACAUUAUGGAAAUUUUUUCUACGUACGGGAAGAUUAAGAUGAUUGACAUGCCUUUAGACCGUACUCAUCUCCACCUUUCCAAGGGUUAUGCAUAUGUAGAGUUUGAAGCAGCUGAAGAAGCGGACAAGGCCUUGAAACAUAUGGAUGGAGGACAGAUUGAUGGACAAGAGAUUACAGCCUCUGCAGUGUUAACUCCGCGUCCUUUGCGAGUAAUGCCCCGAAGAUUCAGUCCGCCUCGCAGGAUGUUACCACCUCCCCCAAUGUGGCGUCGAUCUCCCCCACGUAUGAGGAGGAGGUCUCGUUCUCCACGAAGGCGUUCUCCUGUCCGCCGCCGCUCACGAUCUCCUGCACGUCGUCGUCACCGCAGUCGCUCCAGUUCAAACUCUUCACGAUGAGACUUUAAUCUGGCUCUCCUGCAACGCCCUUUCCAUACUCUCCAGAAACCAUAAGUUGACCAUGAUUCUUCAGCGUCAACUAUGUAAAUUUGUUACAGCUUUCACAACCCAACUGUUAAUAGUUGCACUGUUCUUUGGAUGGAUUUUUUUUUUUCCACCUUCCUGAUUAGAUACGUGACUCCAUUUACAGUGGCCCACACUGGAAAUACAUUUUUUUUUUAAUCUCUUAACAAAAUGUUUCUUAGCAGUAACUUUUGUCACCAUUUCAUGUUACCAGUUCAACAGAUAUUUUACUUUGGUUUGUGAGAAAACCAAAAUAAUCAGAUAUAAAGAAUUCUGUUCGUUCUUCCAUGGAACAGAUCUCCGAUUUAUUUUAUUUUCAAAUGUUAAACCAUGUAAAGCAGUGCGAGCAAUUAUAUGGUGCAAUUUUCUCAAUGCAUGCACCAGUGACCACAUUUGGAAUGGAACUUAUAAAAACCACAUCUGCAGACUGACAUCAAGAAACAUGGGCUUUUGUUUGUUUUGACCUCCACAACCAGAGCAGAGAAAGGAUUGGGGCCAAAUCUGUUUGAUAUCAUUUUUUUUUUUUUUUUAUGUUAAGCUAUUUCUGUUUUAUUAAACCCUAAAGUAAUGAGCAGGUAGUAUUUCUUUUAAAUGUACUGUUUUGGGGACUUGACUAAAUUUGAGUGGUUUGAUUGGGCCAAGCUGACUGCCAGUUGUUGGGCAGAAGCAAAAACAUAUUUGUUCUGUGCAGACGGUCUUGGCAAAGAUGAUGAAUUGUAUUACCUGCUGAUGCAAACUUGUAAACGUUGUUUGUUAGAGAGUAUGAAAAUGUAACUCUUGUACAGUUGAUUCUUGCUGAGUUAAUUCUUUUUAUUUUGUUCAUUUUGUAGUUUACAUUUUUUAACGUUUUCAAGUAUGAAGAAUGUAAAACUGUGGAAUAAAUGAAAAGUUAACUUUU